AUGCCUGUGCCCAAAGGAACCAAAACCGCAGCUGCCGGCGCUGUUGCAGCCGGGUCCCUUACCACCGCCUUCAUAGACCCCUCAGGUAUAUCACUCCUCACCUUUCUGGGCUCUUCCGCCGUAGCGGCGGUGGGAACAACCUACCACGCUGUUAGGGGCAUUUCGAAGCACGCAUCCCAUUCUAUGGAAGAGAGCCGCCAACGAAAAGCGGAGAGUCAGGCACUCGCGAUGAGAAUGACGCCCCAUCAACACAUCCGAUUCCAGCAUGACGUUGAAAAUACCAUCAGACGGCUUACAUCCUCUCUUGAAGGCUCCGUAGUCCAGGGUAUCCUGUUUAUUGGACUUCCCUACAUGGGCAUUAUAUGGGCAAUCAACACCGUUGAAGCCAGUGUCCAGCUCGGGCGUCUCAAGGCACUUGCCGAUAGAGCGGGAGGAAAGCGAGCUUUGGCAAAGGCUGUUUCCAAGCAGAAUGCCGUGCUUCAAGUCUUCGCAGGGGCCGCUAUCAAGACUCUGACCAUCUCUCUAACCCUGGGUCACGACUUUGAGGCCGCAAUGGGAGAUAUCAGCGGUCGCAUUGAUGACGCUGAGUACAAGGGCAUGCUAAUGGAUGCCAAAGACGGGCAUAACCACCUCUUGGAGGAGCCUGUAUUUAAACAGACUACGACAAUUUUGGAUAUCCCUCAGACCGAGAUGAAGGAGUUCAUGGAGAAGGUAGAGGGAAAUUUCAACGGGGAGGCCCAGAACUGGGCUUGGAAAGAGGAACAUAGCGCCGAAGGCGUUGUUGCUGUUGGAGCUGUUGUAGCAGCUGUCAACAAGGCUGUCGAUGUUGCAGUGGAUGACCCUUUGCACCAGAAGGUGGAGAGAGCUGGUGGGACAACAGUUUAG
This is a messenger RNA of Colletotrichum truncatum, 885 nucleotides long. RefSeq lists its product as uncharacterized. Lineage: Eukaryota; Fungi; Ascomycota; Sordariomycetes; Glomerellales; Glomerellaceae. The record is from RefSeq and is a predicted model, not a curated record.